This is a messenger RNA of Coprinopsis cinerea okayama7#130, 741 nucleotides long. RefSeq lists its product as hypothetical. The transcript is spliced from 3 exons. The record is from RefSeq and is a predicted model, not a curated record. Bases 26 to 511 code for a protein of 161 amino acids. NCBI's taxonomy places the organism in Eukaryota, Fungi, Basidiomycota, Agaricomycetes, Agaricales, Psathyrellaceae.
GCUCAGUCUAAUCUCAACGCUUAACAUGAGUGGUGACUUCGCCAAACUGAAUGAAGCCCAGAAAAAAGAGGCGAAAGCGUUUAUAAACAAAGCACACUCGAAGGGAAAACUCCCGAAGGCUGCUGCGGCGAACCCGUCGCAAAAGACCAUCUUUUCCGAAGGCGGCUUUCGUCUUGAACGACGGCAGGCAGUCCCCAAUGACGGUGGGGCAAGAAAGGUAGCUGUCGAGCAGAAUGGGCCCAGGAACGGUCGGAGUACGACUGUAGCUCAGACUAAAGUGCUCCCUGGAUACCCUACCGAUUCAGUGCCGCCUUCUGGAAAAAUUAGGAAUAGAUUGCAGGCCUCCUUGAAGUUCGGAAAGGAGACCUAUAUCAAACCCCAGAGGCGACUCGAUCAUGAUCGGCGCGUGGCUGAAGGUCAGCAGCAGAAGAGAGAGACACUCUUGAAGAAACACAAUGAAGGUAUAAUGGCCAGGGCUGCCGCUGGUAAUACGAGGAAAGGGAAGACGUGAGCCAGUGAAUGUGCAAUUGCAUUAUAUCACUCUUUUUGAAGGCCUGUUUGAAUUGCGAUCGACCUGUUCUGGCCGGGAAGUGGGUUUGAAGUAUGCAUUCCGAUUCUUUCGCCUGUACAAUAGUGGUGUCAUUCGCGCUCGAGUCUUUACCUUUACGCAAAAUGACGUACAUUAGGGUACCAUACUGUAUACUAUGGAAAAGUACAGCGAUAUGUUAUCGUUCGGAUGUC